GGAUUUCUGGGUCCUCCCAUCAUCUUUUCGCGACCACAACAGCUGCACGAAACACAAGACAAACACGUUUUUUCCGGGGCGCCUGUGGAAUCCCGUUUUUACCACUCGUCCGCCGUUGACGACGACGACGACCGUCGAGGCUUGGGCGCUCGAGAUCCUGUCCUGGUCGUCGGCCGUCGACAAGCCGCACCCCGGCAUUUACCUGUCUUCUCUGGCCCCGCCCGUCCCCUCUUGACUGCCUCGUGUGCGCUCCGUUUGUCUCUGAGCGGAAGCGCCGUCGCUCUUUCCCUGCCUUUCCCCUCAGGACUUAACGUCCGCCGCCCGCCGCCGGCCUUCCCAGGCCUGUAAUCUGUUCUCUCUUUUCUCACGCCCUUCUCUUCACUUUCCUCCUCCUUUCCUCCUUCACCUCUCACCUGCCCCUGCAAGCACUAUCGCACCCGGGCCGCCCCUCGCUCACCUCCACCCUUGCGGCCCCCCUCCCUCUCCACGCAGUCGAGGAUCCUCUGCCCGGUCCUGCCACGGACCGUUUGGUCUAGCGCUUGCCGACGCACUGGACUCCGGGGAAACGCAUCGCAUUCGCUCCAGCACCGAUUGAGCCAGCCAGCUCCACCAUCGAUUCCUGGGACCACCACUCCUGCCGCCUGUCGGUCUCUGCGUUGUCGCACAAACUUGGGCGCUCGCCUACCAUCUAGCACAGCUCCAGCAGUGCAAUCACUGGGUACCACUGAAGGCUCGCCUGAUGGCCGCCGGCCUCCCCGUCUCUGGCGCGCACCGCAUACUCGCCUAGGCGCCCAACUCACUAGCGAAUUUCCUCGAACCUGGCUGCCGGGACACGUCCGCAGCUAUUCCUGCCCGCAGCGAUCCUGUCCCUAGCAGGCUGAGCCGGCUACCUUGCUCGCGAGGCGCAUCUCGCCAGCCAUCCUCGAGCAACGGGAAGCAGGCUGCGGCGCCUAAAUCACCCCUUGCAAGCGGCGAGCUUGGUCAGUCGCACUGCUGCUCCAGGACGACGCGGCAUCGAAGCCUUGCUGGCCUCCUCACCAGCUUGCCCGUCAACGGUCAAACUCGUCACUGCCAGCCGGGCCACAUCAGCCUUGUUACACCGCCCGGGUACCCACACCGGUCCGCACCAUUGGGCUCGUCAUAAGCCACAGUGAAAGAGACACGACGUGGUUGCACUGGCUGCAUUGCUGGUCCGACCAGCGCGUGCACACGUUGCCAGCCGUGGGCAGUGUGUUUUGGGCAGCUCAGGUGCCAGGUGAGGCGCGAUCAGGACGCUCACAUGGGCGGUCCACUGAUCGAGGACGGCCGCCCUGCAAAGCGCAUCAAGCUUGAUGCGCCGUCGCAAGACCGUCACCGUCCCAACCCAGUUCACCACCAAAUCUGCCUCGACUCUCAUCCCCAUGCCUCCUCCUCAUUGCAUUCUGGCGAUCCGACAGCGUCCUGGCCUCCGUCACUACCGCUGCAAACACAACCGCAGCAGCAGCAGCAGCACCAGCCGCCGCCGCAACAACAACACCAACAGCAUCCGUCCUUGCUGCGGGGACAUCUUCCUGAAGUUGUCGCGCCGGCAAUAUCUACAACAGAACCUUCACCAUCGUCUCGUUCACUGCCUGGGUAUCACCACCAAGGCCAGGUGCUGCAAGCUCAAUUGCCACGCCGCGACCUUCAUCCCCCACCGCACCAAGAGCAUGCUGCCGCUCUUCCCACGACCAUAACGAUGGUACCAGUGUCUCCUGGGGAGGAUCUGCAAGCGCUUUGGUCCACUGGGCCCGAUGCCGCGCUCGACGGCUCGUGGAAGUGGCCAUCGUCAUCUCCAGCACCUAUGGCUUCGCAAAUGCUUGUCGCCGUGCAGCCGUCAAAUGCGCUCCCGUUCAACAGUCUCGACGUCUUCCCCGCACCUUCGCUAUCGGCAUCAACUAUACACAGCGAGUAUCAAACGCCGCUAUCAUCAGCGAUUACCGAUGUAGAGGUUGAUGGCCCCUCAGCCACGACGCGACUGCCCUUCACGCGCCCCAGUCCUCAUGCUUACAAGCGGCCGCGCUAUGCUGUUUCCUCCUCAAAUGAGACAGUAUCAAGUUCUUCCUACAAACCGCCGAAAUUCCACAGUCGCCGACCUACUAGUCGCGAUAGUCUCAUCAGCCCCUUCAAAGACUGUCUCGGCAGGUUUGGGGAAGCCAACAGGCGCCGAUUCGACCGCCCGUUCGAUGGCAAAGUCAACGGUUACAUCAAGUUUAACUGGCCAAAGGACAAGCAAUCCCGACGAUCAUCAUCUGUGCAGGCGAUCUCAGACGUCCCCGAUGUCGCAGAGGCCACGGGAUCGGGCGCCGAAGUUGAGUCACCGAGGACGUCCUUGACCCCUGUAGGCCCUUUGCCAGUGUCAGGGCCUACAGCGAACGCUGCUAUCGUCUUUGUACAAGACCUCGACUACCAUGGCUUCGACUUCUCAGGCUUUCUACAGCACAGCCCCAGCCCAACGGAAGGGUUCAGUCCAAUACUAUCCCAAUCGACAGCUGAAUUCUCAACGGACGUUGCCCCUAUGGGCGCCCCUAGAAUGGUUCCAAAACUUUUCGGAUACGAGGCAAAAAUGGACCAAACGGAUAGGAAGUUCUGGACAUUUUACAUCAAGAAUUGGUGUCCAGGGAGGAGCGUGCUCCAGGAAACGAAUUUAUGGCUCAAAGACUUUGCCCAGAUGCACAAGAGCGACGGUGUCAGAGCUGCGAUUCAAAGUCUUGCUGGAAUAUAUAUCUACGACUACUUGCCCAGGGACGAUGUGCGCAAGCGCGUCAACGAGAGGUUCUUUGAGGCUGAAUCGCGGCUCAGCUCGCUCCUAGCUGAUCCCGCUACCACAACCAAUGAAGGCCGAGCCAACGAGCUCAUCACCAUUGCGGUGAUUCUGUCUAUGCAGGAUAUUGUGUUGACGGAGCGUCGACUUGCGAGGCCAUCCAUGCCUCGAUGGCUUUCUGGCUUCCAACAGGGUGAAUUGUUCUUGCAGGCAACAGACCAAGGGUCACGGUUUUGGAAGCGCUCCAACGCGCAACUCUCAUCGCUUCGCAUAUCACAAUCGAUUAUCGUCGGUCGAGCCGUGAUUUUGGCCCAGCCUAUGACAGAACUUCCAGCGCCUGCGACAUUCGAUCCAGAAGCUGAAGCCUCUCGAUUUGGCUGGCUUUUAUAUGGAUCAGAGAGCGACAUGUACCAGAUCCACGGCGGCUGUGGGUUCUCCAAAAAGCUGCUGCAUAUCAUGAGCCAAAUCACGUAUUGUGCGGCACGCCUGCAGCAAGACCCGGAAAACAUAGUCGUGCCGAUGACCACGCAGUACCUUUUGAAAGAGUUGGUGCAGAUGAGACAGUGGAGCAGCGAAUCCAAAGACUGGAAGAGUGCCAAGGCUGGACCGUCUGUGGCAGAUUGGCUGCGUGGCAUGCCCGCAGGUUACCAGAUUGACACAUCUGCCGAGAUGACGGAUGUGACGGCCGAGGCUUGGAGACUGACGGCUAUAAUCUACCUACAAUGCCGCGUUCUACGAUUGCCUCGAAGUCACCCUGAAGUGCUGGCCACAAUGUCCGAUUUGGCAGCUUGCAUCAAGGUAAUGCCAACGUCUGGCUUCCAGUUCACAGCACAGGCGCCACUGUUCCCAGUCUUCCUGCUGGGGCUGCUUGCGACGAGACCAAGUCACAGGGCGGCGUCUAAGACGUGGUUCGACGAGGUGGUCUCCACCCCCGUCAGAAGUAGUGUUCCACCGCUCUAUGAAGCGCUUCAGCGUAUUUGGCAGUGGAUCGACAAUGUCAUUGCGAUUACCACGUCAACGAGCGUCGAGGCUGAGCCCAUAGGCCAUCGCUUUGCCUGGUGGGAACAACUUGUCGCAGAAGUUACCGACCGGGAAAACGAAGUGCUAUGCUUAACGUAAGAAAACCGAAAGCAGGUCUAUCUACCAGUCUGUGCGAAUCGCGCGGCAACUGCCCGGAAGCGUUCGCCCCCUCGGUGCGUGCGUGUUUGAAGCCGACACGAACUUCUAGGAGAGACCCGACACUGCACUAUCGGCGUCUUCACACUGGUCCUCCUUGUCCUUGGUCUUUAAUAAGUACUGGACUGAACACGUUUGGUCAGCCACGUGGUUCUGCAGCGUGUCGACGGCGGUAUGACUUACAAAAUUGUGAGUUCGGCGUUUGCCAGGCGUCCACGACAGUCAAGCCCGCCUUGGCGCACAUAAGUCUGACGCUGUCCUCGCCGUACUUGUGGGAAUCAAACCAAUCAAGUUCCUGUCCAGCCUGAAUGAUUCGACCAAGCUUUCUCAACACCACAUCACGCUUCGCUCGGAAGAAGAACCGAUGACGCGUUGUUGGCUCCUUCUCCAGCUGGGCCAGGAACUCCCAGUCCUGUUCGCAAAACCAUUUCUCGCCCACUAGGCGGUUCGCGUGCUCAAAGCCGUUCAGAAAAAAGCUGCGAUAUAGGUCGUCCCGAGAAUGGUAUGCUGCCCAGAUUUUGGCCUCGUCGCUGGGGAGCAAAUGACCGUCCAUUCCGACUAAGAGCAGAUCGUGUGGUCUCAUGCCUUGUGCCCAGUACUUCAGGUGAUUCAGUGCUUGCAGCCAUGGAUCAUUACAGAGGACUGAACCCAGCGAUACAAAGAGGCGAGGCGUUUCAAUAUCGUCAACGUACUCCUUACCGUCCUGAAAGGUCCCCCACAAUCCAACGCAGUCGACCAUCGAGUCGGGCAUGGGAUGCUUAUCCACCAAGUACGCAAUGUUGUGGGCCAAAGAGGCCUUCGAGAUGUCUAGGGCAAGAUACGUUGCGGGUUUCCUGGCCGAUUCGAACGCGGCCAACAGAUGUUCAACCUUUCGGGUAUCGCUUCAGUCGGGAGUCCGUCAGUCAGCAACAUGUCCAGCUCAGGCACCUCUGUUACAGAUCAUUCUGGAACUUACCCCGCGCCGAGGUCGAUGAUGGUUGUACCCGCGCCGAGACGAUCAACAAUUUUGGCGCCGUGCUGGCGAAAUAGCUCAAUCUCGUCAUGCGUCUGGUAGAAUUCGGGAGUGAAAAUGAUCUUGUUCCAAAUCGGCAGGCCAAUGUCAUCGUAUAGAAGCUCGUCUGGCAACGUCGGCUUGUCUCGGGGAUUAUACACUGCCGUCAGGGUACGCUCAAGCCUCUGGCCAACGUUGCCAUGCAUUGCACUUCCCCCAAUGUCCACGACGUCGCCAUGGGCCGGGAAACCCGAUUGAGGCGUCAUAUCUCGGUCGAACCUCUCUGGGAGCCACUGAAAAAUUGACGCCGUCGAGUAACCGGGCCUCGGGCUCAAGAAUCCCUGGGUUUGCUGUCGAUCAGUUUGCGUGGACUGCUAGAGGUCCGCCUUGCCGGUACGCCCACAAAGCGUCUUUGUCAAAGGCUAAACGGCGUGAUAUCGCGAAAAAACCAGGAACCUGGUGGCGAUGAUCAGGUACACAAGUGAUCACGACCUGUGGUUUGGUGACGAAGAUUCGCGAAACAGAAGCGUCGGGUCGAGAGAAAGUAGUGAGUGAAGCUGGUUGAUUUUGCCUCGCGGGUAGGGCGUCGCCAGUUCUCCCCACUUCAACCAACGGACGGGCGACUUGCUGGCUGCGGGACUGUUGCGAGUUGAUGUCUCUUCACGCGGUGCCGGCAAUACCACAGAUUUUACCCAGUCCUCGGUGCCGAACCGAAUGAAGAAAAAAAACGCCAGCGUGCGUGGUGCCGCGAGCAGUGUUUUGAGCAAGCGAGCAGAUGGCUGGUCAGGCUGGGAUGAUGACAACUCUGUAUUCACGGCAGGAGCACUGCAGCCGCGUCUAGGUAGGUGCACCACCGCGCUCCGCUCCAUAUGCGCAACGAUCUCGGGGCUCGCCCUGAUCACGACGAGACCUGGCCAGAAGAGGUUGGCUGCACAUUAGGUCCCUGCAAGAGGGGUGGUAUCAC
Messenger RNA from Purpureocillium takamizusanense, 5913 nucleotides. RefSeq lists its product as uncharacterized. The coding region runs from base 1280 to 3901 and encodes 873 amino acids. The record is from RefSeq and is a predicted model, not a curated record. NCBI's taxonomy places the organism in Eukaryota, Fungi, Ascomycota, Sordariomycetes, Hypocreales, Ophiocordycipitaceae. The transcript is spliced from 7 exons.